AGUAAUUAUAGUCGAGUAGACUCGACUAAGGAUGAUACGUUUUUCUGUGCAAAAAAUAUCCAAUUAAUGUUCUCUUCAAUAUAGUUAUGACUUUGUGAAGAUUGGUAAUGAUCAGAACUAUACCUUUGGAAAAUACUGUGGACGGAGGACUGGACAGACAGUUGUAGUUUAUGGAAACUUCGCCUUGGUAACAUUCCAUUCAGACGUCAUUGUCAAUAAGAGGGGAUUCUUCUUCCGUUUCAAAACGGUUCUCACUGGUUUGUAUAGUUGUCUCCUAAAAAUUUUCAAUGAAGUGGUGAGAGUGUGCUGUUAUCUUAAAGAGAAAAACAAAAUAACUAUAUAACUGAACUCGUUCUUUGUCAGCGGCAUUAAUGAACCUCUUAUGGAUGAUGGCAACUAUUCACAGGGUUUCGAGUGCAAUUUGGGAAAAUCAGCACGAGUAAUUUUUUUUAAGGCUAACCAAAUUUCAUGACCCUUACGACGAGUUCAAUUCGUAAUGUAUGAAAACUCUACGAGUACUGAUUUCUGACGAGAAAAAUCAUGCGAUUACUGAUUUUUAAUAUACAUGCAAAAAUUUGAUUCUGUUUUUCUCUCAGCCAUGGUUACUGUUCUUUGGUGCGGCUUCUUUCCUUCGUGUUUUUGCUGGAGUCGUCGGGAUUUUCCCUCAAGAAUUAGCUUCGAGCUUUUAAGAGGUGAUCUCUGUAAGAGCGGUCCAGGGCAUUUCGCAUCGGAAAAAAGUUUUCCCUCAAACUUAGCCCGAUAAACUAUCUUUGGUAACAAGUAAAUAAAACCACAUUAGUUUCUGGAAAUACGUUAAAAUGAAAAUUUUUAGAGCUCUCAAAAGUCAAAGCUGCAAAAGGCCCUUUUUUGACCUCUUGCGACAUCGAAAAUUUCAAAAGUUGAAUAGCCCGGUCCUCGUAUCCCACCACGUGCAGCAAAAAAUAUUUUGUAUUCUUAAAGUGUGUGAUAUAUAAGGUGUAUAGAAAGCAUUUCAAUUUUGAUAUUCGUUUAUUCAGAGGCUCUUCAUAAUUUAUUUAAAAACACUCGUUGGACUGUUGGACAGCUUUCUGAAAUUGGUUAAAAGUACUCUUUCUUUCUUGGUUGAUAUUGCUCAAGUCCAGACCAGACCAUUAAAAACUCCGCUUGAUUUCUGCUAAUAAGAUGUUUGGCUGCAGAAAAAUAUAAAAACAUCUUGCACUUAUUGAUUUUCUUCGCAGAGGUGACUUCAAACUUUUAGCGGUAUUGCUAGCGUGACAGCCGAUUAUGCAAAUUAGUUCAUUGAGCAAACUCCGACCGUUUUAUAUGAGUAGCUCAAUAAAUCUUAGAUUUUAACCAUUUUAAGUAGAAAAUAUAGUAGAAAUAUAGUAUACAGAGCUUUAAGACCACACCGAUUAAUGCCUUAAACAUUUUAAAAGGCCAAAAUUUAACAAAUUGUAAUAUCUCGUGAUGAAAGACGUCAAAAACAACGUAUCGAAUAACAUAAUUUGAUUAGCGCUCGCAAACUCUUUUUUAAAAAUUUGGCUUCUGUUAUUUCAUAUUUGAGUUCUGACAGCUUACACUAUUCAAACCUGUAUGAACAUUUCAAAACCAAACUACAGGAUUCUAUUUAGUGUAACCGGCGAUAACAGCACACACUGAAAUACACCGUGACCACUGUCACCUAAUUCAAUUGUGUAAUUAUCCUGAAUUGCUUCUCCCUUCGUAAUAUAGCAGCGAUGGCUCGGAUUUCUACCUGAAAGGGAAAAAAUGAUAUAUGGUCGUCACACCUGUCUGCAUAACAGUCUCUGUUCAUAAGUUUGAAGAGUCCUUGUGAAAAAGGAUAUGGCAUUCGCAUAAUUAACGGGUGGACGUCAUAACUAGAUUGCAUAACAACUGCACUCCGACAUCAUUUCCUCCAUUUUUGCAAGAGGUGCUGCAUUUGUAUCUUGCAUUUUGAAUGCGAGCUCAAAAUGUUUGCACGUGUCUCUUAGCAUCUUGACUUUGAGACUAGGCAACUUUGCUUCUCUUGCCAACGAGCACACAUCAUAGAUAUCAAACAUGAUUGGAUGUUUCAAUCCUAUCUCAUGCAUUACUGAGUUCCUCGCCUCUGUCAAACACUCUUCGUCUAAAUCAGACGGGGAUGCCUCUAUCAAGUGGUCGUCUGCGUCGGUGGCAUCGUCCGAUUCUUGUUGUAUUUUAGAUCGCUGUUUAAGGCACAAUAUCGGGAAGAAAUCCUGAAUCUGUAUGUUGGAUAAACACUCUGUUCUAUCGAACAUUCUCUCUCCAUCUAUUGUGCAAGCAGUUCGCAUAUCCUUUGCUACGUUCUCUGGGUUUGGUUUCUGCCAGUGUCUCAUCCGAUAUUAAAUUUCUGUGUCAAGAACUGCCUGAAAUUUUUCGAAAGCCGUUGACUUGCACCUCUCUCACGAAGAGCCCAUCCCAUGAGAAGUUUUGAUGUACUUGUCAAGGGUUCUGUGGCUACUGCAACCAGUUCAGUCGAACUUUCACCCUCUAAUGACAAUGACUGAAAGUGAUGAACCCACUACCUCUUCACUUUGUCAUAGAGACUUUAAGUCAUGCUCGUAGGCAUAGGACUUACAUGAUGAACUAGCUAGUUCAUAUGGAAGUCAAGGUCGGCCUGGGUCUUAAAAUCUUCAUUGCAACCAGGUUCAGGGCAUUGAUAGGAACUACCGUCGUUGCCAUCAUUGCUUUCUCCUGCUGAUGCAGUUCGUCGAGCAGUAGUGGGGAAAGUGGAAUCUCCUCCACCAGAUCCGUCUUUUUUCUGUGGAAAAAUUGCAAUUUUAAUUUUACCGAAUAAACUUUCCAGGCGUAACAUUAAACGCUCUUCAAACGCACAGGCCCUCUUGUGUAAACUCAAAGUUGUGUAAGUUGCUGAAAGUGGCAAUCUUGAUAUCCGAGCCCUCGUAAAGAUGAUACCAGCUUACCGUUGUGAUAGCCACCUGCUUCAUCCGAUCUUAGAAAGGCCUUUUUUAUGCCUGAAUUUCGUAACUUUAUGCUGACAAAGAUAUUUUCUAGGACUGACAGCACUGAAAACCAGUCUUGUUUACAGCUGUUAAGAGGGUGUACGUAUCAGGUUACUUCCAGGCUUUCCUCCUGUCUUACAACAACGCUACUCACAUGCCAAUUGAUUUCCCUCUUGAGAAAGCAUUCUGCUUGCUUUUCCCAGAACUUCAUCGCUAUGAAUUGUCGAUACUUUGAAGGGAGGUAAAGCAUUUAUAAUAGUUGACUGGACAAUGAAGUUCAUAGCGAUGAAGUUCUGGGAAAAGCAAGCAGAAUGCUUUCUCAAGAGGGAAAUAAAUUGGUAUGUGAGUAGCGUUGUUGUAAGACAGGAGGAAAGCCUGGAAGUAACCUGAUAUGUGAUAAGUCCUGUGCCUACGAGCAUGACUUAAAGUCUUUAUGACAAAGUGAAGAGGUAGUGGGUUCAUCACUUUCAGUCAUUGUCAUUAGAGGGUGAAAGUUCGACUGAACUGGUUGCAGUAGCCACAGAACCCUUGACAAGUACAUCAAAACUUCUCAUGGGAUGGGCUCUUCGUGAGAGAGGUGCAAGUCAACGGCUUUCGAAAAAUUUCAGGCAGUUCUUGACACAGAAAUUUAAUAUCGGAUGAGACACUGGCAGAAACCAAACCCAGAGAACGUAGCAAAGGAUAUGCGAACUGCUUGCACAAUAGAUGGAGAGAGAAUGUUCGAUAGAACAGAGUGUUUAUCCAACAUACAGAUUCAGGAUUUCUUCCCGAUAUUGUGCCUUAAACAGCGAUCUAAAAUACAACAAGAAUCGGACGAUGCCACCGACGCAGACGACCACUUGAUAGAGGCAUCCCCGUCUGAUUUAGACGAAGAGUGUUUGACAGAGGCGAGGAACUCAGUAAUGCAUGAGAUAGGAUUGAAACAUCCAAUCAUGUUUGAUAUCUAUGAUGUGUGCUCGUUGGCAAGAGAAGCAAAGUUGCCUAGUCUCAAAGUUAAGAUACUAAGAGACACGUGCAAACAUUUUGAGCUCGCAUUCAAAAUGCAAGAUACAAAUGCAGCACCUCUUGCAAAAAUGGAGGAAAUGAUGUCGGAGUGCAGUUGUUAUGCAAUCUAGUUAUGACGUCCACCCGUUAAUUAUGCGAAUGCCAUAUCCUUUUUCACAAGGACUCUUCAAACUUAUGAACAGAGACUGUUAUGCAGACAGGUGUGACGACCAUAUAUCAUUUUUUCCCUUUCAGGUAGAAAUCCGAGCCAUCGCUGCUAUAUUACGAAGGAGAAGAAGCAAUUCAGGAUAAUUACACAAUUGAAUUAGGUGACAGUGGUCACGGUGUAUUUCAGUGUGUGCUGUUAUCGCCGGUUACACUAAAUAGAAUCCUGUAGUUUGGUUUUGAAAUGUUCAUACAGGUUUGAAUAGUGUAAGCUGUCAGAACUCAAAUAUGAAAUAACAGAAGCCAAAUUUUUAAAAAGAGUUUGCGAGCGCUAAUCAAAUUAUGUUAUUCGAUACGUUGUUGUUGACGUCUUUCAUCACGAGAUAUUACAAUUUGUUAAAUUUUGGCCUUUUAAAAUGUUUAAAGGCAUUAAUCGGUGUGGUCUUAAAGCUCUGUAUACUAUAUUUCUACUAUAUUUUCUACUUAAAAUGGUUAAAAUCUAAGAUUUAUUGAGCUACUCAUAUAAAACGGUCGGAGUUUGCUCAAUGAACUAAUUUGCAUAAUCGGCUGUCACGCUAGCAAUACCGCUAAAAGUUUGAAGUCACCUCUGCGAAGAAAAUCAAUAAGUGCAAGAUGUUUUUAUAUUUUUCUGCAGCCAAACAUCUUAUUAGCAGAAAUCAAGCGGAGUUUUUAAUGGUCUGGUCUGGACUUGAGCAAUAUCAACCAAGAAAGAAAGAGUACUUUUAACCAAUUUCAGAAAGCUGUCCAACAGUCCAACGAGUGUUUUUAAAUAAAUUAUGAAGAGCCUCUGAAUAAACGAAUAUCAAAAUUGAAAUGCUUUCUAUACACCUUAUAUAUCACACACUUUAAGAAUACAAAAUAUUUUUUGCUGCACGUGGUGGGAUACGAGGACCGGGCUAUUCAACUUUUGAAAUUUUCGAUGUCGCAAGAGGUCAAAAAAGGGCCUUUUGCAGCUUUGACUUUUGAGAGCUCUAAAAAUUUUCAUUUUAACGUAUUUCCAGAAACUAAUGUGGUUUUAUUUACUUGUUACCAAAGAUAGUUUAUCGGGCUAAGUUUGAGGGAAAACUUUUUUCCGAUGCGAAAUGCCCUGGACCGCUCUUACAGAGAUCACCUCUUAAACUUUCUGUAGGAAUAAUUUAGAGUUUGCAACCUUUCUCAGCCAGAACUCGCUUUACACGACUGCUGUCACGCUCGUAAUUUAAUGAUUAAAUUACAAGCCUGUACGAACGGCUGCGUAGGCUCCCAGAGAAUUUAUUCCAUGGCGUCCAGUUCUUACGAUUUAUUACUUUUAUCAUGGUCGUUUUUGGGAGCCCAAGACGUUCUGACAUUAAACCAGCUGUUUCCAAUUUGUUAGGUGCUUUUGUUCUGAAUCAAAACGUUGUUAUUUUCUCCUAACCUGUCCGACAUUUUGUUUUGUUGUACUUUCGCGACUCUCCAACCAAUCAAUUUGAUUCUAACGUUCUCUGCACCCAGUUUUAACUUUCAAUUUUAACUGGGAUAAAUUGAAGUAUCCUAAACAAAUAGACAAGCUGAAAUGUUUGCAUGUAUAUCUAUUCGCCGAAGGAGAAAUGAAUAUUGUUGAGUAAUCCACGAGACGAAGUCGGGGGAAUUAUUCAAUACUAUUGAAUGAGUGUGAGGCGAAUAAUUGUUAUAGCAUAUUGCUAAGGCGCUUUCGAAUUCCGUUCUUAUUUCAUUCUGUUGCUGAAAUCAUUCUGUAAAUAAAAACACUUGCAUAUCUUUUGUUAUAAUUGUUUCAAUUUCUUGUAUCAAUAUAAACAGCCAAUUUCCACGAGAAUUUAACAGCGAAAAAGAUCUAUUUAACUUAUGAGAAGUUUUGCAAAAAAACACAGCUGCAACUUUUGUUAUUCGGAAUUUUUUUUUCUAUCACGUUUCUCUCUUCCUCGGUAACUUUGCUAAACACGAGGCAGCCAUUUUGAAAUUAAUUAAGCGCCAAUGUCAUAAUCACCUCGCGUGAGGUGAUUAUAUCUAGAUAUGACGCAAUCCCCGACCAAUCAGAGCGCACGCAUCUUUAUAACCACAGGAGCAAUUUCAUAUGGUAAAUCUGGGAAAAGUUCAUGUAAUAUUAACUUAGUCUGACCACUAACUGUUUUACAUUUUAAUUUUUUUUUUACCUAGUUCCCCCCGAAAUAUCCUUACCAGCCGUUGUGGAAGCUUUCCCAGGUUACAGAGUGAAAAUUCCGGUGACUGGAACUCCACCAAUAUACACAGCAAUAAUAAGAGACUCUACCGUGUUGGUAAACACAACAUAUACUGCAGCCUUUCAGUUCUAUAAUGGGUCAAAUUACACCUCUGUUGCCCUUAGCAAGUAUGGAUAUGAUACGAGAGAUUUCACUGUGAUUUCUAGAGGUAAGGAAUUUCUGAGUGAAAUGAGGUUCCAAAAACUCUACCCAUCGAAUCGAACCUGUAUUAAGCAGUGCUCGUGGUUUGCGAAAUGAACUUAACUUAUUUUCCUCCACACUCAGAUUCAAAUUAACAGCGCUUUGCUCUCUACUUCAUAUCAAUGUUGUUUAAAACAGGAGUUCAUUGAUCCAAGGAUUUAAUUUAAUCAGUUUUGCUAGUUUGCCUUUCCUAUACUUUCCUUUCUUUCUUUCAGAUUGUGGACAUGCCUGUUCUCCGAGGUUCAACAGUCGCAUUCAAAAUGAACUCUUCUGUGAAAACGUGACAGCAACACAACUUAAGAUGUGUCUUUCACCGUUGACAGAAACAUUGUAA
Molecule: messenger RNA, 6863 nt
Organism: Pocillopora meandrina
Lineage: Eukaryota; Metazoa; Cnidaria; Anthozoa; Scleractinia; Pocilloporidae
Source: the annotation of a GenBank genome assembly